AAUGAAAAAGCAGCAGAACUAUCCUGCGCCACUCUGCUGCUUAGUGAUGUGAUGAUCUCACUGCAGUGUUGUCUUCAGCUGAAAAGAUGUGAAAAGUCUUUAAACAAACUGGUGCCCUGCGUUUGAGAGGUAUGAGGCAACAGCAUAUCAAUGAUGCUCCUUCUACAGGAUCUUUUCCUAACUGGAGAUCUAUACUGUCACCAACACGGCCUUCCACAGAAACUAAGCCUCCCUCAGUAGCUGAUAUUUCUCUGGGACAGACUUUGGAGAACGCAGACUUGCUUCAGAUGAUAAAAACAACACUGACGGGCGCACGUACCCGGACUUUGGAUCAGAUGCACCUGUCACCCUCCCUCUAUCAAGGCAGCGGGAACAGUGCACCCCAGGAACCCGCCGAGGUUUCAGCCGAGUCGCCUCUGAGGCCGUCGUCUCAAGAUGCAGACGACACAGCUGCUCUAACAGUGUUAUCUGGAGUAUCUUCUGGUGCAGUACCUACAGUAGAAACUUCAGAAGCAAAACCACUAACAAGAAAACCAUCUCCAGCUUCACCAGUGCCAGCUUCUUCCUUCUUUUCUCUAGGCACUGAAAACACACCUUUGCCAUCUGUGAUGGCUUUAAGCACACCGAUACCGACACUAACAAACAAUAACACUGCCACAAAACUGACAUCGGAUCUAAGCCCAGUAGGAACACAGGCAGAUUUUCCUUUCGCAAUGAGAAACGCGACUGCCUCACCUCUGGACAUGCCAGCUCUGCUCAUAACCCCCAAGAGCAGCACGGUCACAGCGUCCACACUCGCACCCCCAGCCCAUGUACCAAGGCAGAUAGAAACAAGAGUAACUGACACCCAGAAGCUCCCGAGCUCAGACAUCACCAAAACGCCAACCCCAUACCCACUGACAAUGACAGCAGCUUUGACAUCUAUUACAGCAUCAGCGAAAACAACUAGGCUUCCCCCUUCUGCAGUGGAACUCACCCCUGCUCCUCCCGACACCACGGCAGCAGCCGCUUUCGCUAACAUGACGGCAGCUCCCUCCCUGGAUUGCCGGCUCUCUGCCAACAUGAUGGUGAAAACAGUUCUGUUUCUGAGCACAAGAAGGAUGAUGAUCAGCAAUGCCUUCAGGGAGAGCGUGAGAAAAGGCCUCAACCAAGUGCUGAGACAAGCUUUCAACCAGAAUGUCAGCGCUCAGGUGGAAAUCCUGGAGCAAUCGAGUAACCUCACGGUGGGUUACUACGUCACGCGGGGCAGGCUGGUCUUCACCCCGGCUGCUGCCGCCGAGAAGCUGCUGGCCUACGGCAUCGGCAACGCCACGGCGGACAUGAAGCAGCACGUGCCACACCUGCAGGCCGUGGUGGCCCUGGCCCUGCCCUGGCAGCCCCUGCCCGCCUACCACUUCCAGCUGAAGACGGAGUUGCAGUUCGUGGGUCAAACAGACAAUAUUCAGUCAUGCAAAUUUGUUCAGACCAUGGAACAGCGGCUCCAGAGAGCAUUUCAGGAUGCUGAAAGAAAGGUCCUAAACACCAGCAACAACUUAACUGUUCAGAUUUUGAACACCUCCAAUAUCUCCCAAGCUGUCACUCUGUUUUACGUAGUGAAAAAUCAAAGCACAACUCUAAAUGGCACUAUUUCCAGCAACCUUCUUAAUCAGCUGUCAGCUGAGCUGGUGGGUUUCUACCUCACCUACCCACCUCUCACCAUUGCCGAAUCUUUGGAGUAUCCAAACCUUGAUGUCUCGGAAUCAACUAGAGACUACUGGGUGAUAACAGUCAUCCAAGGGGUUGAUAUUGCUUUGCUGGGGCUGAACAACCAGAGCUUUGCCAGACUGAUGGAGCAGCGCUUGGCCCCGCUGUUCAUGAUGUCCCACCAGCAGGGAAGGCGAUUCCGGCGUGCCACUACCGUGGGCAGCUACACCGUGCAGAUGGUAAAAAUUCAACGUAUUCCAGGACCCAAGGAGCCAGCUGAACUGACAUAUUACACUUUAUACAAUGGGAAGCCUUUGCUGGGCACUGCAGCUGCCAAAAUUUUGAGUACGGUUGACUCCCAGAGGAUGGCCUUGACACUGGGCUAUGUCAUCCAAGUUCAAGCUGAUCCUGUGGUGAAGAACCCCCCAAACAACCUGUGGAUCAUCGCAGCCGUGCUGGCUCCCAUCGCUGUGGUCACCGUCAUCAUCAUCAUCAUCACCGCAGUGCUGUGCAGGAAGAACAAGAACGACUUCAAACCAGACACCAUGAUGAACCUGCCUCAGAGAGCCAAGCCAGUACAAGGCUUUGACUAUGCCAAGCAACACUUGGGUCAGCAGGGAGCAGAGGAUGAGGUUUUGCCUGUGACUCAGGAGACUGUCAUCCUUCCACUGCCAGUCAGAGAUGCUCCUGCCUCCCAGGAGAGAGAAACUACCCAGGAUGGGAGCACCAUCAAAACUGCCCAAUCCAACGAAACAAGGAAAAGCCGGUCCCCGAGUCAGAACGGCUCCAUCCUCAGCAAUGGGUCGGGAAAGCCCAGCUCCGGCCGGAGCUCCCUGCAGAAAGUGAUGGCACCGCAGAAAGCGGCGAAAGACGAAGGGAGGAAGAGGAACGUGGCCGUGAGUGAUGAAGAGGAAGGAGGGAUUCUCUUUGAUAACAUCGCCAAGUCUGCUGUCGACCCCUUCGACACCUCCUCGGGCUCGGUGCAGCUCAUCGCCAUCAAACCCGUGGCCCUCCCUGCUGUCCAUGCUGCUUCAGAGAGGAGCCAGGAGUCUGCCAUCAUCAAUGGGGAGGUGAACAAGGCUUUGAAGCAGAAGUCUGAUAUAGAGCACUACCGCAACAAGCUGCGCCUGAAAGCCAAGAGGAAAGGGUACUACGAUUUCCCACAGGCUGAUAAUAGCAAGGCACUGACAGACAGAAAAAGGAUGUAUGAGAAAAACCAGAAAGAACUUGACCACAUUUUGGAUCCAGAUGCAGAUGUCUCAUCUCCAUUUGCUGAGCCCAAGAACAGGCAGCCACUGAAGAACUCAGUGUACAGAAGCAGGCAGUCCCUGAACAGUCCCAGCCCAGGGGAAACUGAGAUGGAUCUUCUGGUGACUCGAGAAAGGCCCAGACGUGGCAUCCGGAACAGUGGAUAUGAUACUGAGCCUGAAAUUAUAGAAGAAACCAACGUUGACCGUGUCAACGAGCCGCGGAACUACGGCAGGGCCCGCCAGGCCAAGGGCCACUCGGAGACGUCGACGCUGAGCUCGCAGCCGUCCAUCGACGAGGUGCGGCAGCAGAUGCACAUGCUGCUGGAGGAGGCCUUCAGCCUGGCCUCUGCUGGCCACGGGGGCCAGUCCCGGCAGGACGCCUACGGCUCGGCCCCACACCUGCCCUACUCCGAGGUGGUGACCAGUGCCCCGGGCACCAUGACCCGGCCGCGGGCGGGCGUGCAGUGGGUGCCCACCUACAGGCCAGAAGUGUACCAGUACAGCUUGCCGAGGCCCGCUUAUAGAUUUUCUCAGCUUCCUGAGAUGGUAAUGGGUUCUCCUCCCCCUCCUGUCCCUCCCAGAACGGGUCCUGUGGCUGUUGCCUCUCUCAGGAGGUCUACUUCAGAUAUUGGCAGCAAAGUGAGAAUACCUGAGUCCAGUGGAGCAGAUCAGGCCCAGCAUCACGAUCAGACACCUUUUGCACCGGGUUCGAGAGCUCCCAUGUCUGUUGGUCCACUCGAUCAAUCGGCUUUUCACUCAGGAAACACGGUACCAGCAGUGUUUGCCAUUCCAGCCAACCGACCUGGCUUCACGGGCUAUUUCAUCCCAACUCCUCCCACUGCCUACAGGAACCAAGCCUGGAUGCCCUAUGCUGGAGAGAAUGAGUUGCCAGGGCAGUGGGCAGACUCUGUCCCACUUCCUGGCUACAUCGAGGCUUACCCGAGGUCCCGCUACCAGCACAGCUCCCCAUCGCGCCUGCCCCGGCAGUACAGCCAGCAGGGCAGCCUGCACCCCAGCCUGGAGCAGGCUCCGCUGGCCUCCGCCGCCGCCUCCCAGCAGAGCCUCACCGACAACGACCCCUCGGACGCGCCGCUCACCAACAUCUCCACGGCUGCCCUCGUCAAGGCAAUAAGAGAAGAAGUGGCCAAGCUGGCCAAGAAGCAAACGGACAUGUUUGAGUUCCAGGUCUAAUAAAUCUUCUGUGCGCAGUGUUUGUGUCUUGCGGCCCGGGGUAGCCAAGGAAGCAACUCCUUUAAUUUUCAGCUACAAACUUUCUGUGAAUUGUGCCAAAGCGAUGGCAUUUUAAUCUGUCUGAAAAGUCAACGCUAUGAAAUGACUUAAAGCAGAGCGACGGGACUCCGAAGACAUGAAAUUCCGCUUUCCAGCUAAGGAAAAGCUGCCAGGAAACUUUCAUACUGAUGAAAUCAACCAUAUGCAAUUGUCCGUCACUUUGCUCUUGUAUUAUGACCCAUCAUCGCUAAAGAUGCUGCUGAACGUGUCAGCGCCACAAGAAGUUUGAUUUGCAGGCCCAGAGGUGGAGCUGCUGAAAAUAACUUCUGCAUGCCAAAGCUUUGAUUCAAGAAGAAAAAACCUGCAGAACAGGGUUUGCCUGAAGGCCACGGUUGGCGUGGCAGUGGCCAUGUUAAUUGUCUGCUGUGGGACAUUGUAUAAGUGGUGCUGGUUUCAGCAAUGCAGAGUCGUUUCAGCCUUUUCAUCCCGGAGACUGUAUUCAAACCAAAAGAAAUCAACAUGAUUAAGUAAUAGAUAAAAAUCCUGUAAAUAGCUCAGAGUCUCUUCAUCCUAUUAAGCAGUACAAAAAUAAGAGAGGACUGCGAAGAAGGUGAAUGACUUUUCGAUAUUUGGUGGCUGCCUUGUCCCUCAGUGCCACUGGUGAGUUGUGGAGGAGUUUAUGUUUCAGCGUGAGAGAAUACAGUGCAUGAAGAGGCAGCAAAGGAUAUUGGUGCUAAAAGCUUCCAAGAGAAACGAAGAAAGGUUAUUCGUGUUUGCUCCAUAAUCGGGCUUUUCACUCUGAAUGCAUGUGAAGCUGGUAAACCUGAGACCUUUAAAUCCUUCCAACCUGGAAAAAUGAAUACACUUCCUUGGACAAGGAAACCUCUGUUCAACACAGUGCUUUUUUUUCCUCUUUCUUUAACAACGCUAUCUACUAAAGUGAUGCCAGAAAGUGCUACCUGAAGCUGCAGUUGAUUUUGAUUACGCUGGCACGGUGAAUGCGCACCCAGGAAGUUCUGAAUGUAGAGGACCUAAUUACUAUAUUAACAUGUAAAUAAGUUAACAGUUACACGGAUUAACAAAAAUACUAAUGUUCUGUGAAAAAGAGAGCAUUGCCAGAAAUGAUGUUGACUUUAUACUGUGCAAGAUAAAGGUCACUGAUUGUUACACUGCGUUGUGGUAGGAAUCCAAUUCCAAAAGGAAGUUUGGAUGGGACAGUAGUUAAUAUUUUGCAAAUAGUUGUACAAACUAGUUGGAGAUCAUGAACAAUUGUUUUCGGUUCCUUCAGCAAUUAGCUCCAGGAACUGAAGUUGUUGCAAAAUUUGUUGUGUUGGGUGUGUUUGAUGUCAGCUGGAGUUAAAGGUAAUGUCCUUCAUUUCAGUAGUUAUUUAUUUAUCCUCAAGUACUAUUUUGUCUGAUCAUUUAAUUUCCCUGAGUUUCUUUGGUCUUAACUGAUGUGGGAAAGGGAACUUGGUUUAGCUUUUUGGCCAUCAGUAAAUUGAGAGGAGAGACAAGACUAGAAUAGGGGAUAGAAGAAGGAAUUGAUGAAGCACAAACUUUUAAACAGAGCUAUUUUUCCCCCCUAAUAAUUAUAUUAUAAACCCUGACUGAGACUGUGAUCAUAAUUAUCCUAGAAUAUACAGAUAUCUUCUGCUCCAAUACCUUGAAUAUUGCAGAAGCAUUUGGAAUGCUAGUUAAUCUUUCAAUAAAUGUGAAAUUUAAUUUUUAUUAUUUAAAAUCAGAUAUAAAUAAAAUGUAUUUUUGUAAUUUCUAUGUAUAUAUUUGCUAUAUAUUUAUAUAAGUGACUAGUCUGCUAUAGUCAGAAAAUUUCCAUAAGCAAAGUGGAAAAAGAAAAAAAAUGAAAGAAAGAAAGAAAAAAACCCUGGUCAUUUUACUGAUCAAUAUAAACCUGCUACUUCUGGAGCACACAAAUAUACAAUUGGGUGACUUGGAUAUUAAACAACCAAAGAAACUCAAAUUUUCACAUAAAUACAAGUCUAGUAAAGGCUGGCUGCUGUCUCAGUUACCUGUCAGCAGAUAAUACUGAUAUUAUCAGUGUAACACAACACAGCCAAAUUGGGUCAAAUUAAUAGCUGACUAAGAGCAUCACACUUUAGAAUGACAACUGAAAAAUACUGGGCUAAACUCAGUGUGCCACAGAAAGACUGGUUCUGGUUGGCUUCAGUGGAAAUUUCACUCACCGAGAGCAAGGAUGAGUUUCUCUAUUGGGCUUUGCCUAUAAAAGCAAAUUUCACUAGGCCCCUUGAACAGAAUUCUCUUUAUUUUUCGGUCACUUGGAUCACUGUAACAUAAAUGGAGACAUAAUGGAAGAGCAGCUGACUUUUAUUUAGCUGGCUUGACCUAACCUGGGAAGUGAAACCCACACCAGGUCGUGUCAGCCACAUUUUGCAUCUGCUGUACUAUCUCAGUUUUUGAGUGAUUCUUCCAUGUAGCCCAGUGAAAUUUUGCAAGUAAAUGGGCCCUUCUAAGCAAUGGGGGAGAAAUGUGCUGUGUAAUAAAUUUCUCUCACUUAGGCUCCAGUUUUGCAGAGUUAUCCUGAGGCUGAAACUAUGGAAGCAGCCAUGGUCCUGUGGAUGGGCACGCUGAAGCCAUAGAGGUGGAAAGGGUAACGUGACAAUGCGUUCCCAAAAAAGUCACAGGAAGCAGGGCAUUCCAGUUUUAAACAGCAUCUUUUGGACACUUAAUUCUGUUUGUAAGCCUGUUCCCAUUCUUAAAUUUUAGCAAUUCAAUAGUUUUACUGAAAAAUGUGUAAUGAGGGUAAAGUCUCAUAUAUCUUACACAAUGAAUCUUGUAGCUUGCCAUACUAGAAACUAAAAAUUUUGGAAAAUACAGACAUGUCCAGGGUUUGGAUGUCCACAGAAAAUGGAAAACCCCCAAACAAAAGCAUUUAAAUAGCCUUCUAGAAAGAAAAAAACAAUUUCAGGAAAGUUAAACAAAGUACUCUUCAUACUUCUGAAGAAGACCUGUUAGAGUUUCAAAAUUAAUUUUGUUUGGUAUUAUUAUGGAUGAUGUGCAGUCUAUUGAAUAUUUCCUGAACCAUCACUCUGGAUCCAUUGUGGUGCACUUUAUUCAGAAAACCAUCUUACAUUCUUCAUUCAUGAUGCCUUUUUAUCCUGUUUGUAAUAUGUUUCUGUAUUUUUUUUUUUUUUUUUAAGUAUAAAGUAAGAUUAUAUCAAGACAGUUAGGACAUUCCUGGGAAAGAAAAAUCAUGCUGUAAUAUUUAUACUGUCUGAGCACAAAGCAAUGAUAAAGUGAAAAUAUAGUGUAUAAAUAAUUUGUAAUAUAAUAAACAUUUUGUAUGGCUACAA
Messenger RNA from Hirundo rustica (Barn swallow), 7492 nucleotides. Its product is annotated as KIAA1549 like. The transcript is spliced from 21 exons. The record is from RefSeq and is a predicted model, not a curated record. NCBI's taxonomy places the organism in Eukaryota, Metazoa, Chordata, Aves, Passeriformes, Hirundinidae. Bases 132 to 4124 code for a protein of 1330 amino acids.